AUGGCUAGGAAGACUCUACGGCUAGCACUGGUAGCAGGGGAGCUACUACAACACAAGAGGCUGGCUAAGGCACUACAGCCUUUCCAUGUGAGGGAGAGGGAGGUCCUACAAUUCGUCCAAGACAUACGUCCUACUGACUGGCACUGUGAUGUAGUGAUAAUACCUGAUAUCACUAGAGACCCUAUAGGGCCAGCCCGGACCCUCCGAGACUUCGACUGUCUAGUGGUCACUACGGAGACAGCUAAAGGUGGUGUUGUGGUGAAUGAGGCACGGAAGGAGGCUGGCUGCCCUGAGGUCGCUAUAGUGGAGGUUGCUUUGAGGAGUCAAGGGUCACAGCAUGGUGGUAAGGUGAGCUCUACUGAUGUUAGGGAGUAUAUGAGUGAUAAGGCAGGGGGAGAGGAAGCCUUGAACGCCAUGUACGAUAAAUGGUCCCAGUUAAUAGCAAAGGCUUGCGCAGUCGAUGGUGUUGUUGAUGAUGAUAAGCAUGAACAGCUUCAAUUGAAGAUCGAUGAAUGGUGGUCUACACUAAGGGAUCUAUACCUCCAACCUUGGCGCUACUAUCACACACUCAAUCACGUGGGGGAGAUAUUGGGCAACAUUGAGUCCUCUUGUGUGGGUGAAGGUCCUUUACCAAUAACAGUAGCGUCUUCAGCCCACGCCACAACCACCCUACAACUCACUGCAUGGUUCCAUGAUGCGAUAUAUGUACCCGGCCUGGAUGGCAAUGAGGAUGCUAGUCAGCAGUUGUGGCUCAAGUUCUGUCUAGAUGCAGCAGUAGCCUCUGAGCUUAGGGAUGAGGUGUCUGAUAUAAUCCUAGCUACCAAGGACCAUGUGUCUAGUAGAAGUAUAUACCCGGAAGAGGCCUACCCUACCCUCAAUGCCUUCCUAGACCUGGACCUACUAAUCCUAGCUGCGGAUGAGGACCGGUAUAGAGAGUAUGCUGAAGGUAUACGGCAAGAGUACGAGCCUGUGGUAGGAGGCUCUAGCAUAUAUGCCCAACAACGGUGCGGGUUCUUAGCGUCGGUGUGCAAUAGUAAGAGAGCAAUGUUCGCCUUCUGUGGAGGCCCCAGCGAGGCCCAAGCUCGUUCUAAUAUGGAAAUGGAGCUUAAACGCCUACAGCUGCAAUAA
Molecule: messenger RNA, 1128 nt
Organism: Perkinsus marinus ATCC 50983
Lineage: Eukaryota; Perkinsozoa; Perkinsida; Perkinsidae
Exons: 3
Coding region: 1-1128 (375 amino acids)
Source: RefSeq, a predicted model, not a curated record